Messenger RNA from Theobroma umbraticum, 761 nucleotides. RefSeq names its product 18.2 kDa class I heat shock protein-like. Lineage: Eukaryota; Viridiplantae; Streptophyta; Magnoliopsida; Malvales; Malvaceae. The record is from RefSeq and is a predicted model, not a curated record.
UAUUGUUUGAUUAGCACCAUCAUUGUUUAUCGACAAGCUUCCAAUACGGUUCAUCAAUGGCGAACCUCGGAGAUCUAAGACGCUCGGCUAACCGUAUAGCUGAAAAGUUUGUGCCCACUUCAGAUUGGACUCAGGACGCCAAGGGCAAUUAUCUCUUUGUUGAUCUUCCAGGCUUCAAAAAGGAGGAGUUGAGACUUGAGCUUACUUCCACUGGUCAUAUAAACAUCAGUGGAGAAAGGGCAGUGGAUGAGAACAAAAGCAUAUAUUUCGUGGAAACCUUGGCACUGCCUGAAAACUCAGAUACGGAUAACAUCAGUGGCAAUUUCGACGGUGAUUUUCUCCACGUAACAGUCCCAAGGAGACCAGUUGUAGAAGAAAAUAAACAAGAGGAUGAUGAGAUCACAAGGAAUGAAAAUGGCAAUCCCACUGCAGAAAAGACCAGUGUACAAGAAGAACCUAACAACAACGAGGAGAAAGGAGAUGUCAGCAAGGAAACUAGUUACCUCCGUGUUGCCAGUCUUCCAUUGGAGAUGGCGAUGAAGUUCCUUAAGAAGAAUAAGGGGGCUGUUCUUUCGGUUGCUAUAGCGUUUUCGAUUGGGAUGUUGGUGUGUCGAACGUUUGAAUCAAGUGCUGCUGAAUAACUCAGGAAGCAAUUUGAUUGCCAUUCAUGUCAGUAAAUAAACUUAAUUAUCUACGAUAUGAUGCAUGUAAAGAAUACAAUAAAGCUGAAUUUCAAUUGAAAAAACCUCCAUUUUCUUGUC